This is a messenger RNA of Schistocerca nitens (vagrant locust), 1002 nucleotides long. RefSeq names its product insoluble matrix shell protein 4-like. The record is from RefSeq and is a predicted model, not a curated record. The transcript is spliced from 5 exons. Bases 1 to 1002 code for a protein of 333 amino acids. Lineage: Eukaryota; Metazoa; Arthropoda; Insecta; Orthoptera; Acrididae.
AUGGCAGUCAAAACAAAGAAAAUACAAGAAAUUAAAAUGGAAACAAAAACUGGAAAAAUAGCACUGCAGUACCUCAUGAGAAACAAGUACUUUUAUUCACUCUGUGAUGGCAGUACAGAAUUCUCUGACCAGUCAUUUGCACCGAAGUUGGUGGCGGUGACUGCACUGAAGUCAUUCCAUGUGAAAUCUGACGCCCCCAACGGGGAAACCAACGCCCCCAACGGGGAAACCAACGCCCCCAACGGGGAAACCAACGCCCCCAACGGGGAAACCAACGCCCCCAACGGGGAAACCAACGCCCCCAACGGGGAAACCAACGCCCCCAACGGGGAAACCAACGCCCCCAACGGGGAAACCAACGCCCCCAACGGGGAAACCAACGCCCCCAACGGGGAAACCAACGCCCCCAACGGGGAAACCAACAAAUCUGACGCCCCCAACGGGGAAACCAACGCCCCCAACGGGGAAACCAACGCCCCCAACGGGGAAACCAACGCCCCCAACGGGGAAACCAACGCCCCCAACGGGGAAACCAACGCCCCCAACGGGGAAACCAACGCCCCCAACGGGGAAACCAACGCCCCCAACGGGGAAACCAACGCCCCCAACGGGGAAACCAACGCCCCCAACGGGGAAACCAACGCCCCCAACGGGGAAACCAACGCCCCCAACGGGGAAACCAACGCCCCCAACGGGGAAACCAACGCCCCCAACGGGGAAACCAACGCCCCCAACGGGGAAACCAACGCCCCCAACGGGGAAACCAACGCCCCCAACGGGGAAACCAACGCCCCCAACGGGGAAACCAACGCCCCCAACGGGGAAACCAACGCCCCCAACGGGGAAACCAACGCCCCCAACGGGGAAACCAACGCCCCCAACGGGGAAACCAACGCCCCCAACGGGGAAACCAACGCCCCCAACGGGGAAACCAACGCCCCCAACGGGGAAACCAACGUGUGUGCCUCAUGGAUGGCACUGCCAUCUCCUCCAUGGGGAUGA